AUGAACUUCCACGAUGACUCGCAUAUUCUUUCAAAACUGGGAAUACUAGCGUCUAGAGACGAAAGUCCACACAAAAUCCGUUCUUCUUCCUCUUCGAAGGCGAAGGCGUCCUCCGAGAAAGACCGAUUCGUAGAUGUCAGUAUUGAUGGAUUGACAGAAUUGAAAUCGGAAUCCGAUGAGGAGGAGCCCAUUUUUGAUAGAUUAUUCGAUCCUUCUGUUGCUGGUCUAACGAAAGGUUGCCGUCUACGACUUGCGACCGUACAAACAAUUGCCUCUUUUCUUGAAAGUCUGGUCGGAUUGGCUGCUAUCCUCUUAUCAUCGCAGAGAAACACCUAUUAUAUGAACAUUUUGCACCAUGUUGUCGUUGUGAUUAGCCGCUCAUUUGUCAUUAUUAGUGGUCAGUGUGCUUAUUCGGUUUUGGGAUGCUGUUUAGCAUUAAUGUGUUCCUCAUUGGGGAGUCUGUUGCUUCUAUAUCCAUCGGCUGAUCCGUUCGCCAGUUUUGUCCUACUUUCCAUGGGUACUGGAGUGUUUGGACUGGUGGUAUUUCUUCACGUAGAGGUCCGCGUACAUCCUCGAAGCGGGACACAGCUGGACUAUUACAUAUUUCCUUCUCUAGUCGGUCGAUUUCUCUCCGUAGUGCUUUUCACUUUCCUACUGCCUGGUAGCGUAAGCCAGAUCAUGAGUGCUGUUCUGGUCUCAUCAGCACUUCUAAUUAUGGCCUUCAUAUUUUUAGCGAGAUCGGUUGGCAAGGCGGCAAGACUUAAGGAGAUAAUGGAGUAUUCGAGCUUCCCAGUUCUGGAUGCAUGUGGAGAGUAUGUGUCCUUGAUGGAAGAUGAUGUUGGUUUAGAGUCUGCAGAGGACGACAGGGAUGAGGCGACACCCGACGCUGGUCUUCAAAGAGAAGUUGCUGAGCAAUGCAUUGCAAUUCAGGUUCUUCCUGAGAUGCCGGCUCAUUCGUGA
Angiostrongylus costaricensis is the source of this 960-nucleotide messenger RNA. Lineage: Eukaryota; Metazoa; Nematoda; Chromadorea; Rhabditida; Metastrongylidae. The record is from the annotation of a GenBank genome assembly.